Molecule: messenger RNA, 3775 nt
Organism: Rattus rattus (black rat)
Lineage: Eukaryota; Metazoa; Chordata; Mammalia; Rodentia; Muridae
Gene: Kcnk3
Product: potassium two pore domain channel subfamily K member 3
Exons: 2
Coding region: 145-1374 (409 amino acids)
Biological process (GO): potassium ion transmembrane transport; stabilization of membrane potential
Cellular component (GO): membrane
Molecular function (GO): potassium ion leak channel activity; open rectifier potassium channel activity
Source: RefSeq, a predicted model, not a curated record
CGGGGUGCGGAGCUGGUGCCCGGCGUGGAGAUCCGCGAGCGCAGCCAUGCCCCAGGCCGCCUCCGGGGCAGCAGCAGCGGCGGCGGCCGGGGCCGGGGCGCGGGCCGGAGACGCCGGAGGGCCGGCGAGGACCCGGGAGGGACGAUGAAGCGGCAGAAUGUGCGCACGUUGGCUCUCAUCGUGUGCACCUUCACCUACCUGCUGGUGGGCGCCGCGGUGUUCGACGCGCUGGAGUCGGAGCCGGAGAUGAUCGAGCGGCAGCGGCUGGAGCUGCGGCAGCUGGAGCUGCGGGCGCGCUACAACCUCAGCGAGGGCGGCUACGAGGAGCUGGAGCGCGUCGUGCUGCGCCUCAAGCCGCACAAGGCCGGCGUGCAGUGGCGCUUCGCCGGCUCCUUCUACUUCGCCAUCACCGUCAUCACCACAAUCGGCUAUGGUCAUGCGGCGCCCAGCACGGACGGAGGCAAGGUGUUCUGCAUGUUCUACGCGCUGCUGGGCAUCCCGCUCACACUAGUCAUGUUCCAGAGCCUGGGUGAACGCAUCAACACCUUCGUGAGGUACCUGCUGCACCGUGCCAAGAGGGGGCUGGGCAUGCGGCACGCCGAGGUGUCCAUGGCCAACAUGGUGCUCAUCGGUUUCGUGUCGUGCAUCAGCACGCUGUGUAUCGGCGCCGCUGCCUUCUCCUAUUAUGAGCGCUGGACUUUCUUCCAGGCCUAUUACUACUGCUUCAUCACCCUCACCACCAUCGGCUUCGGCGACUACGUGGCGCUGCAGAAGGACCAGGCGCUGCAAACGCAGCCUCAGUACGUGGCCUUCAGCUUCGUGUACAUCCUCACCGGCCUCACGGUCAUCGGCGCCUUCCUCAACCUCGUGGUGCUGCGAUUCAUGACCAUGAACGCCGAGGACGAGAAGCGUGAUGCAGAGCACCGUGCGCUGCUCACGCACAAUGGCCAGGCUGGCGGCCUGGGUGGCCUGAGCUGCCUAAGCGGUAGCCUGGGCGAUGGCGUGCGUCCCCGCGACCCAGUCACGUGCGCGGCGGCUGCAGGCGGCAUGGGCGUGGGCGUCGGUGGCAGCGGCUUCCGCAACGUCUACGCUGAAGUGCUGCACUUUCAGUCCAUGUGCUCGUGCCUCUGGUACAAGAGCCGCGAGAAGAUGCAGUACUCCAUCCCCAUGAUCAUCCCGCGGGACCUCUCCACAUCCGACACGUGCGUGGAGCACAGCCACUCGUCGCCAGGAGGCGGCGGCCGCUACAGCGACACGCCCUCACACCCUUGCCUGUGCAGCGGGACGCAGCGCUCGGCCAUCAGCUCGGUGUCCACGGGCCUGCACAGCCUGGCUACCUUCCGCGGCCUCAUGAAGCGCAGGAGCUCAGUGUGAACCACAGCCAAGCCUGGAGCACCUGUGAGCCAGCGGGGUGGGGGACCUGCCUGCAGAAGCCGCAGGAGUUGGCCAGGAGGCCCCCCCAAAGACGCCUUCGGGCCCCAUGGGAAGUCCCCAGCCCAUCACCACCACCACCUCUACUCCUCCCCAGCCCCUAAAUCUCCAACUGUGCGGGCUUUCACCAGCCAGCAGGAGGCCGGGCUCUGAGGACCCCUGGAGCCCCCAUCAGAGCCCGAAGAAUUCUGAGAAAUGUGAAACUUAGGGGGUGGGGAGACGGGGAAGCAGCCAUGGGGAGCUGCUGAGAAGCCCCCCAGUCCUCAGAGGCCCUACUGGGCCCCCGACCCCUUUCCUCCCAAGGGUUCUCAUGUUCUAUGUUUUUUUUUUCUGUUUUGGUUUGGUUCUCUCUCUCUCUCUCUCUCUCUCUCUCUCUCUCUCUCUCUCUCUCUCUCUCUCUCUCUCUCAUCUCUACUUAUACCUCCCCUGGGCUCUCCAAAGUCCAAGGUGUCUUUGUCCAGGUCACCCCCCCACUCAGUCCCUCCCGGCUCUCUCAUCCCCAGCCAUGUCUCCCAGCCUUCCACUACCUUAAUGUGUCCACUCCCCUUCUGUUUUUUGCAUGGCUAUGCAGUUAUGGAAGAAAAAAAAAAGGAAACCCCAGCAGUCCCUAAAGCUAGUCCCCAGAGGGCAAGAUAGAAAAAAAAAAAAGAAAGAAAGAAAGAAAAGGGCAGGCCACUGAUGUUAGAGCUAGGGAGUGCAGAAACUGUGGCUUCCACCGCUGCAGGGUGGCCACAUCAGUAGGUGAGCUACCUGGGGUCUGAGACCAUUCUCAGGCGCUCCUGGGAGACUCCAGCCUUCAGGACUGCACUUGGAACCUGAAACAAACACAGACUCUCCCUUUGCUGUCCCUGGCUGCGGCUGCUCAUUCACUCUUCCACUUAUAGUGAUUUUUUUAUUUUUAUUUUUAGCUCCAGAAACCCCGUCCCACCUCCUCAUUCAUUUGAGUGUAAUAACAACACUCUGGUUAAGUCACCUGGGCAGUUCUUAUGGCCACUUUUCAGAAGAGGAAAACAGGUAAAAAAAAAAAAAAAAUUUACUUGCCCGGGGUGUCUUGAAGGGGAACAAGCCUGCAGGCUUGCUCCCAGCCCAAGUGCUCUUCAGGCUCAGCCUGCUCUCAGAAGCAAAGCCCCUGCAGGCAGCACCCCAGUGUCGUCCUGUAGGCAGCUGGGGUCUAAACCAGAAUCCAAAGCCCCCCACCGCCUGAGCCACUGCCAGGGCUCUGCCUCUGGUUCUCUUUAGCCCAGAGACUGCGGCUCUAAAUGGACCCUUGUCUCUGUUCAUAAGCAGGGAAGUCCUUGGGACCAAGGAAAGCAGGACUGAGACUCAUGGACUAAAAGCCAGGAGUUGGAAGUCUUGAGAGUUCAGGGACUGGGCAGAGCAGCCCAGACAGCUGACAGGUAUAUCCUGGAACGUUAUUCCUGGCCUAGAAGCCGAGGUACAUGCGUCCUACGUUGCUAGAGUAAGACUUCCACUGUAGCCAAGAACACCCCUCUGGAGGUAUUGGGCCUGGUGUGCCCUCUACCUCCCUCUACCUGCAACCCAGGUGGAGGGUGGCUUGCUACUGGGGACAAGCUGGAGGUGGGAAGGUGCCCUGACAACAGAAGAGUAUGUGUGGGGCUCUGGAUAUAGCCCCGAGUUUCAUCCCCAGUAACAUGAAAAGGGAGAAGGGAAACCUCUCCCCGCCAGUGCUGCCUUCCACUCACUGUUCCCAGGCCUAGCUCCACACUGCUGAGUAAGGCCAACCUGACCAUUUGGGGAGCUAGAGAGAGAGCCCCACCAUGUCCUUCAGGUCCUGGGGAACCCUUAGGUCGAAAGGAUCUGGCCUGUGUGUAUCCCUUGUCCGCGUGGAGGAGCUGGCCCAUGUGCCAAGGGGAAUGGGACCCAGGAGCUGGAGAGGUGCUGUCUGUGUUUAUGUCGGGCUGGAGGCAGUGCUGGCUGCCUCUGUCCUGUGUGUGACCCUGCCCUCGAGGGGUCAAGUCCCGUCAGAUCCGAGGGAGCCACAACCAAAGUUACAGAGAGGGUGGGGAAGGCAGCAGAGUGGCCCUAGGGGUCUAAGCAUGGGGGACUGCUGGUCUCCUGUAGGGUCUUGCCUAGGGAACUAGAAGGCCACUGUCACUUCCUGUCUCACCCCCUCCCACUGCAGGCAGCCUCUCUGCUUCCCCAAUGCCUUAUGCCUGGGCACACUGCCACAGAAUAUGCAAUAUGUGUGGGUGACAUCCCCACACCCACCCGGGCAGCCCCUAAGUCCCCAGGCUGUGGCUGCCCUGGCCCCCCUCAGCAGCCCCUGCCCAUCUGUCUUCACACUGAGAAUGGCGCCUAAUAAAUGCUGUCCAUGGAGACCAGG